UGGCGGUGCGCUGCACUUUCGUCUCUCGUUCCGCCAUCAGGUCAAGAUGACCGGCAAGAAAUAUCGCAAUCUCAAAGCCGAGACCAAACGGCAGCGUAUCUUUUUCAACAGCCAAAAGUUUAGCUCUCGAUCUCUGAAUCUCGUGCCGGAACCCCACCGAGAGAAGUUUUUCACCAUCCAGGAAUUAGGUCGCACGUUGUAUAAUACGUAUGCAUCUGUGCCUGGGUGUGAAUCUCUGGAGCGACCUUGGCAACCCAAGAACAAGCAAAAAGCGUCAAGAUUGGUUCGAAACGCAAUAAGAUGCCGAGAAGCGAAUAAGAAUGAAAGUGGGUGGCGGUACGAGCUCGAGCCCAAAGUUUUCGAGAGAUUUGAGAUCGAGGUGACAUGGUUAGUAUCUGACGAAUUGAGUGUUGGUCCACCAGCUUUAUUACUGAUGCCUCAUAGUAAGACCUGCCGCCAAAGGCUAUGGAGAUCCGAAAUCGAAGUCAAUCACGAUUUUGCGAAUAGUAAAGCCCCGUCCUUGAGGAAGCGACAAGCCCGGCGAAAGCCCUGCACAUGCAACCCAUUAACUCGCUUGGACUGUCUAGAUCCAGGAACUAGCGAGAUAUUUUCCAACAGAAUCGAAGAAUUCGCCGUCGAAGAUGACUCGAAAAGUUUCGACAAAAAACCAGAUCGCACAUACGGUCUACAAGAGACCAAAAACUUAGCAACACGUCUUCGUAAAGAAUAUGCCCAUGCAUCACCACGUCUAGGUAGACAGCAACUAGUCUCAGACGUUAUUAGAACUAGCACGAAUCCUGACAACGGUGGUGUGCCCUUGCAUUUUCCAUUCCUCAUCCAUGAGGCGAAGAGCGAGAAAAGUGCGAACAAUUUUGAAGAGAUAGAGAUACAGACGGCACUGCCGAUCAAGCGAGCGCUGCACGUUCAGCAAACUCUCAAAGAAACUCGUGGCAACACAGUAGAUGUCCCAGGCGGACCCUUGGUAUGGUUCACGGCGAAUCGGGGAGAGACGUGGCGCGUCUAUGCAGGGACCGUCUACAAGGAUGAUGGCCGCGCAAAUUACCUUGUGUCUCAUCUUUGGGAAGGAAGUAUAAACAACCAUGACGAAGCUCUUCAGCUUAUCCUGAUCAUUGACUUUAUCGUUGAUUGGUCCAGAGAUGUCUAUCGACCAAGCAUUCUCUCGCAGCUGAAAGCACUAGGUACUGCUGAUACGACCCGGACAAUGUCAUUUUCACUCGACACUGAUAUAAACUCGCUUCGCUUCAACCUCAAUCCUUGGAUCGAGGGCCAAGAUUCUGCACUUACCCAGAUGGAAGAGUCCGAGGUAGUUGAGAUCACCCGACAUAAUUUCGGCGAAUCCUCCGAUAACCAUUGGAAGCAACUUCAGAUGCCUUUGGGAAUCGUACACAGUGCCAGGAACAUCGAGUCUCGUUUCAGAGCACUUUACAUAUCACGCGACAAUCUUGGGACACUCUUACAAAGCUUCAACGAACCAGCCGAUGAGAUUGAGUUCAUCCGGAAUCUUUUAGCCGUUGCACCUGUUCGUCUGGAGGCCGAAGAUAUUUUGAAUUCGAUUGAGGAUAUUUGGACGGGAAACUUGAGGACAAGCCCUCCGAGACCUGCGGGAAGCGAGAAGAAAGAAGUUUACGCCCAGCUUCGAUUUUCUUACUUCAUCGAUUCUUCGUGGGGACUAGUUAGGGAGCUGACGCUGCUCGCGAUACAGGAGGACAUAGUCGACAACUUGCGCGAGAUAUCGAACUGGACUGAACAAUAUCCACCACAUCAUCCUACCUGUCAUUGGCCCCAGAACCGGCUUCUCGAAGCAUUGCAGACUGUGCUGCACUCGAAUUUUCAAAAUGACUUCAAAGAUUGCCUAAAGCGACGGACUUUCGCUUUAACCAAUUGGAAUGAGCCACCAGGAUUUGGGCCACACCAUCCCAAGAACCAUUCACGUUUGAGUCCAGAUUGGGGCAUAAACAGUCCCUCGUCUAGAGCUUACAGUAUCGUGCAUGCGAUCUAUGAAAUGCACCGCGUAGGCCGUCGCACGCCGUCUGAGCCCUUCUUGCGAGUUUCUUCUCGCAGUCACCUUCAUUCUCGCACUCGCGUUCCCAAUUCCUGCGGAUUUUUUCUAAGCACGAAAACGGGAUGGCAGAUGAGCCUACUCUAUUCUCCCGUUCCUGAUAGCACCAGCCUCCGCGAGGGAAACAAACAGACGCUCUGCCUUUACGUCCUUCCUAGGAGCAGCAGGACCAGUAAUGAACAAAAACCGACCAGACAAGAGAUUGCUAGCGGAUUGAUCCAAUUUCUUUUCGAUCGUCUCCUCGUCAAAUCCUACCGAGGAGGCAAAUCUCCACCAACCGAUUCUCCUUGGCAGGAUAACGACCCAAACCACUCGUUUUGGCUGGACACAGGCUCUCCCAGGUUAGGCAUCAAGCACGAGGAGUUGAUUAUCUCUAUCAUUAAUUGGAUCCGCGACUUACGGCCAAAAACUAAUCUCCUGCCGAGUUCCCACGCUUACAUGGCAGGAUAUGAAUUCGUGCCAGGAGCCAGGACUUCGAUUGAAGUGUGGAUGAACUCUCUCGACGCCGAGGUCGGCCCGGAAACCUCCACAAUUGACGAGAACAUGCGAGAAGUAGUGCUCACGGGCAUAGCAAAGCGACCUACAGCAACUUACAAAUGACCAAAUCUGACUGAACGCCUCGAUCAUUUGGAUGCACGAAUCGCUAAUCUGGACGUUGCUACAUCCGCUUCUGCUGUUCCGUUACAGUUGGAGAGCGAAUUGGAGGACUGAAUUCGCAAAGAUGUUUGUGCUGGUUUGCGCGUUUCAGGGGCUCCUCGGACUAUUCGGCACAGCAACAAACC
Messenger RNA from Macroventuria anomochaeta, 2862 nucleotides. RefSeq lists its product as uncharacterized. The transcript has 3 exons. The record is from RefSeq and is a predicted model, not a curated record. Lineage: Eukaryota; Fungi; Ascomycota; Dothideomycetes; Pleosporales; Didymellaceae. The coding region runs from base 47 to 2680 and encodes 877 amino acids.